GGAGGAUGCUGCGCUUUACCUUUGGUGCAUUCUUGCCACCUUUUCGCCCAGCACACACUGCCUCUGACUCAGACUCACCCUCAUCUUUCACUUGUCUCCGACUAAAGGACUUGAGAGAGGAGGUGGAGAGAGAAACGAACAACAUACUGGAGCUCCGGAGUUCUCACCACAGGUUCCCAGACCGAGAAAACGGCAUGAGACAAGAACGGAACAGAAACUGCUCCUCCUCUGUGGUGGAAACUACUAACACCUCAGCAGUGACCACCUCCUCUUCUACGGGUUUCCCUGCCUCUUUUUCAACUCUCUCGGCUCCGAGAUCUAUGUGGCAAGAGGCGAUGAAGAGGAAACAGUAUUUACUUGACCGUGCAGGGGUGUCUGGUGAAGUGGAUAAAGGAGGAGGCAGAGAGGAGAAGAGGAACAGGUCCCCGGACUGGUUAUAUGAAUCCUACUACUGUAUGAGCCAGCAGCAUCCUCUCAUUGUGUUUUUACUUCUCAUAGUGAUGGGAGCCUGCCUGGCUCUGCUGACUGUGUUUUUUGCUUCAGGGCUGAGCAUCGCAGACCAUGUGGCCUUUGUAAUCACCGUGCCCACAGCACUGGCUAUAUUCCUGACGGUGUUUGUGCUUGUCUGCAUUGAGUCUGUCUUCAAGAAGCUUUUGCGUGUUUUUUCCUUGGUCAUCUGGGCUUGCUUGGUUGCAAUGGGCUACCUUUUUAUGUUUUCUGGUGGAAUCGUGUGUCCAUGGGAUCAGGUAUCCUUCUUCCUGUUCAUUGUGUUUGUGGUUUACACCAUGCUGCCGUUCUCCAUGCGGGAAGCCAUCAUCGCCAGCGUCCUGACCUCCGCCUCUCACACCAUUGUGCUGAGCGUCUGCUUGUCCACAACAGCUGAUCACAUGGAGGCAGUAGUUUGGCAGAUUUUAGCCAAUGUUAUUAUUUUUGUUUGUGGGAACAUGGCUGGGGCGUACCACAAGCAUCUGAUGGAGUUGGCACUGAAGCAGACCUACCAAGACACCUGCAACUGCAUCAAGUCCCCUAUUAAACUGGAGUUUGAAAAGAGACAACAGGAACGUCUUCUUUUGUCUCUACUGCCAGCUCACAUUGCUCGUGUAAUGAAAGCUGAGAUCAUUCAGAGGCUGAAGGGACCGAACUUUGGCCAGAUUGAGAACACAAACAACUUUCACAACCUCUACGUCCAGAGGCACACUAAUGUCAGCAUCCUUUAUGCAGAUAUUGUUGGAUUCACACGUCUGGCUAGUGACUGCUCACCGGGAGAACUGGUGCACAUGCUGAAUGAGCUGUUUGGCAAAUUUGAUCAAAUUGCAAAGGAAAAUGAAUGUAUGCGAAUCAAAAUUCUUGGCGACUGUUACUACUGUGUCUCUGGCCUCCCGGAGUCCUUGCCAAACCACGCUAAAAACUGUGUGAAAAUGGGUCUGGACAUGUGUGAAGCUAUCAAAAAAGUACGGGAUGCUACAGGUGUCGACAUCAACAUGCGUGUGGGCGUACAUUCAGGAAAUGUGCUGUGUGGCGUUAUUGGACUUCAAAAAUGGCAGUAUGAUGUUUGGUCACAUGACGUUACACUGGCCAAUCAUAUGGAGGCAGGAGGUGUACCAGGGCGUGUUCACAUCACAUCAGUGACGCUGGAACACCUAAAUGGUGCUUAUAAGGUUGAGGAUGGAGAUGGACAAGAGAGAGACCCUUACCUAAAGGAACAUGGUGUCAUCACUUAUCUUGUUAUCAACCCAAAGGUGGAGCGUUGGAGUCCGCAGCAUUAUUAUCGGCCCAGACACACACUGGAUGGAGCUAAAAUGAGAGCCUCAGUCAGGAUGACUCGGUACCUGGAGUCGUGGGGAGCAGCCAAGCCCUUUGCUAACCUGCACCACAGAGACAGCAUGACAAAUGAGAAUGGCAAGAUUAGCACCUCUGACGUGCCGAAGGGGCAGUAUAAUUUCCAGAGGAGAUCGGAACGGACAAAAUCUCAGAAGAAACGGUUUGAAGAGGAAUUCAAUGAACGGAUGAUCAGGACGUUUGAUGGAAUAAAUUCACAAAAACAGUGGCUCAAGUCUGAGGACAUUCAAAGAAUAUCACUGUUUUUUCACAACAGAUCCUUGGAGAAAGAGUACAGAGCAACAACCUUGCCUGCCUUUAAAUACUACGUCACCUGCGCUUGUUUGAUCUUUUUCUGCAUUUUUGUUGUGCAGAUCUUGGUUCUGCCAAAAACGGCUGUUUUAGGAAUAUCAUUUGGAAUGGCCUUCCUCACCCUCUCCUUGAUAAUCUUCAUAUGUUUCAUUGGACACCUAUUGCACUGCAAUAAAAGUGCAUCUACUUCUUGGAUGUGGCUGCUGAGGUCAUCGGUUAUUAUUGCCAACAAGCCUUGGCCUCGCAUCACUCUCACCAUGACAACCACUGCUCUAAUACUCAUAAUGGCAGUCAUCAACAUGUUCUUUUUGGAAGACGACCUAUCACCUCCAGUUUUGCUUUACAACUCCUCUAAUGAAACUCUGCUUUACCCUGCUGGGCAGCUUAUACACUUCUCUGGCAAAAACAAUUAUUACCUCCCUUAUUUAAUUUACAGUUGCAUCCUGGGCCUGAUCUCUUGCUCGGUGUUUCUGAGGAUAAACUAUGUGCUGAAGAUGAUUAUAAUGUUGACUGCAGUGGUGAUCUACAACAUUAUUAUCCUACAAACACAUGCCUCUCUGCUGGAUGAAUAUAGCAGAUUCCUGUACAAGACUGAAAGCCUCGACAGACCAGGAGUUCUCAAGGACCUGAAGACUAUGGGCUCUAUCUCUCUCUUCAUCUUCUUCAUCACACUGCUAGUUCUUGCUAGACAGAAUGAAUAUUACUGUAGGUUGGACUUUCUCUGGAAGAACAAGUUUAAGAGAGAAUGUGAGGAAAUAGAAACGAUGGAGAAUCUCAACCGGGUUUUGCUCGAGAACGUCCUGCCUGCACACGUCGCAGAACACUUUUUGGCUCGCAACUGGAAAAAUGAGGAUCUGUACCACCAGUCCUAUGACGUGGUGUGCGUCAUGUUUGCCUCUAUCCCAGACUUUAAAGAAUUCUACACUGAAUCUGAUGUCAACAAGGAGGGAUUAGAGUGCCUCAGGCUUCUCAAUGAAAUCAUUGCUGACUUUGAUGAGCUCCUUUCCAAGCCUAAAUUUAGUGGGGUCGAGAAGAUAAAGACCAUCGGCAGCACUUAUAUGGCAGCUACUGGACUGAAUACAUCGUCUGUAACAGAGUACACUACCCAGGAGGAUGACAGACAGUAUAUGCACUUAGGAACUAUGGUGGAGUUUGCAUUUGCCUUGGUGGGAAAGUUGGACGUCAUCAACAGACACUCAUUCAAUGACUUUAAACUCAGAGUUGGUAUUAACCACGGUCCAGUGAUUGCUGGAGUCAUUGGAGCUCAGAAACCACAGUACGAUAUCUGGGGAAACACAGUAAAUGUAGCCAGCAGAAUGGAAAGCACUGGAGUCCUGGGAAAAAUACAGGUGACGGACGAGACAAGUCGCGUCCUUCAUAAUCUGGGCUACAUGUGCUCUUGCAGAGGGAUCAUCAAUGUCAAAGGCAAAGGAGAGCUCAAAACCUUCUUUGUGCACACAGAGAUGACGCGCUCACUGUCCCAAGGGAAUAUUAUGCCGAAAGACUGAAUCUGCAUCGACGGAGGUGCAACCUAAAGUCUUUGAUUGGGGACUGAGGAACUAUCUUUGGUAAUAAAAACAAGUGCGACUCAGGAAGAAAUCUGACUGACAAGAAGGAGAAACAGAUUUUACUGUCACUUCGCAAAAUAACUAUGCCACAGGUCUUCAGUAUUCAUUUAGUCCUUUCCGUAACAGUAUGUGUUUGUUGGACAGCAAUUAGAUGGGAAACACUACGAUUAUAAUGCAAUUUGAAUGUCACAGCUGAAAAGUGUUCAGGCUUAGUGGAAAAGAAAAGUUUCAGAUAUUCCGAAUCAGUAAUUGCGUAGCUAUGUGAUGCUUGUUGCAAUCACUGGAUACCACAGAAACCCCUGCGUUGAUGCCAGCUGCGCCACAGCAAGUCUCACUUUUCAGGGAACGGGACACUCGGGGUUGCAGAAUAACAUGCUUGGAAAACUCCAAAGCACUUUCACAGAAAUUGUAUCAGCAGAAUUUCUAAAGGACUUAUGGCACCACAAACACCGGCUUGUCGUCGGUAGUAUGAAUGUAAGUUUGUGCUCCUCUUCGAAGUAUUUUGAAAUACUACAAAUCAAGCAUUAAAAAAAAGCAGCAGAAGUCCGCUUCAAGGAUGAGGCUUGUCUUUAAACAGAAGGUUUACAAUGGACACUUCAGAAAUCUGUUAAAACCACAAAGUCUUGGAUGUAUCCUACAGACAGUCCAGAAUAUUUUGAAAUACUCUAAUCAUCUUGUCUGUAUUAUCCAAAGUGUAUUUGUCAACUCCUGCUGAAAGCAGGGGAGUUUGAGGCCAGAUGCAUAACAGUUUGUGAGAAACAGAGGAAUUGUACAUUUUCUGUUGCUUCCAGGCAGUUGUUGUACAUGUACAUACAGUUGUACAUGUUUCCCCAUCCAGCUGAAUGUAGAUUACAAUUCAAACUGAGAAUUAAAGCAUGCAGAAUUUUUGUAAGACUGAUCAUAUAAAUCUGUCAAAAAAUAAUAAUAAUUUUGCGGUCACUGUUAAACGUUCACGUUAAUGUGGCCAGGAUGUUGAUGCAAGUUUUCCAAGUAAAUAAUGGGGAAGAAUGGGCAGAAUGUCCCUUUUGAAACCAAACAGGAGUUGUGGAAGUUAACAGUGCUUUUCUGUUUUAACACACGUUUAUGCUCCUGGCCUCUGUUGCAUAGACCUGAGCCAAACAAACUCAAAGAAUUUCAGACAAAUUCUAAUGAUUUCAGUGUAAAUAUUUUAGUUUUGAGUAGUUAAAGCCUGAUUUAUGUACAGGAUAGGUUUGGUGUGUAUGGUUGCUUUGUAAGAAAAGAUACAAAAUUCUCAAAAAAAGUUUUUCUUUUGUUCGUUUUUGGAUGAUGCUAUUGUUAUUUUUUGUAAAAACCUCAAUAAAGUUUCUAUGUAAUUUA
Gambusia affinis (western mosquitofish) is the source of this 5036-nucleotide messenger RNA. RefSeq names its product adenylate cyclase 2a (gene adcy2a). Gene Ontology annotation, cellular component: plasma membrane. The transcript has 25 exons. NCBI's taxonomy places the organism in Eukaryota, Metazoa, Chordata, Actinopteri, Cyprinodontiformes, Poeciliidae. Gene Ontology annotation, molecular function: adenylate cyclase activity. The record is from RefSeq and is a predicted model, not a curated record. Gene Ontology annotation, biological process: adenylate cyclase-activating G protein-coupled receptor signaling pathway; adenylate cyclase-inhibiting G protein-coupled receptor signaling pathway; intracellular signal transduction. The coding region runs from base 6 to 3638 and encodes 1210 amino acids.